UGGUCACCACAGUAACGGGGUGAGUGAGUGAGGUGGGCCCUGAUGUGGAUUUGGUUCAGACUGGGCAGUUAUUUACCAGUGGAGCCUGAUUUUCGCCCAGUUUGAUGGCGGUUUCUGGCAUGAUCUCCAUGUGCGACGUUCACUCUCCUUCCGGCCGCUUGCUCCCUGACAGUUUUUAAAGUCCGACUCUGCCCUCGCCUCAGAAAUAUUUCACAGAAUAAGAGCUUCCUGCGGCCAUGGAGUUAAAUUUAAACCGCGUCGACUACCUGCAGGUAGGAGUGACUUCCCAAAAGACCAUGAGGCUGCUACCGACAUCAGGACGCAGAGCAAUCCAAAAGGUUGUCAUUGCAGAUCAUGAUGGAGUAGUUACAUGUUUUGGGAUUAAAAAGGGAGAAGCAGUUCCAGUGUUCAAGACCUUGCCAGGACAUAAAGUUUCCAGAUUGGAGCUCGGAGGAGCCAUUGGUACUCCACAGGAGAAAAUCUUUAUAAGUGUCGGUUCAGAAGUGCGAGGCUUCACUAAGAAGGGGAAGCAGUUCCUUUCGUUUGAAACUAACCUAACCGAGAUUAUUCGAGCUAUGUACGUGUCUGGUGCAGACCUUUUCUUGUGUGCAAACUAUAUCUAUAAUCACUACUGUGACUGUAAAGAUCAGGACUAUUACCUUUCCAGUGACAAGAUCAAUGAUAUAAUCUGCUUACCAGUGGAAAAAAUAGGUCACAUUACACCAAUACUAGCCUGCCAAGAUCGGGUGCUCAGAGUUUUGAAGGGAUCUGAUCUGUCGUAUGAAGUGGAGGUUCCUGGAGCACCUAAAGUCCUAGCAUUACACAAUGGAAAUGGAGGGGACACGGGAGAAGACCUACUGUAUGGAACAUGUGAUGGGAAGUUAGGACUGGUCCAGAUCACAAAAAGCUCUCCAUUGCAUCGCUGGGAAAUCUCCAAUGAGAAAAGGAGGGGAGGUGUUCUGUGUGUUGACUACUAUGAUAUUCUGGGAGAUGGAGUCAAAGAGCUACUUGUUGGCCGUGAUGAUGGAAUAGUGGAAAUCUAUGGGUUCAAUGACAACAGUGAGCCUGUCCUGCGAUUUGAACAUACUUUGGCUGAAAGCAUCACUUCUAUUCAAGGAGGGUGUGUUGGAAAAGAGGGUUAUGAUGAAGUUUUGACUGCAACAUAUACAGGCUGGGUGAUGGGUCUAACAACUGAGCCAGUUCAGAGAGAGGUGGGGCCUUCUGAUGAUCUGAAGCUAAACCAAGAGAUGCAGAAUAAAGUCAUGAAUAUCAGGAUAGAAUUGGAGCAGUUACAAAUGAAGGUACUUCAAGAGCGCGAGAAGUACCAGCAGUCAGCACAAUCGAGUGGUGCAGUUUCAGCAGUGCCUAUAUUUAGUGUAAAUGACAAGUUUACUCUGAAUCGUGAUGAUGCAAGCUACAGUCUCACCAUGGAGGUGCAGACAGCUAUUGACAAUGUGCUACUACAGAGUGAUGUCCCAAUAGAUCUAUUGGAUGUGGACAAAAAUUCAGCAGUGGUUAGCUUCAGUGGAUGUGAUGCAGAGAAUGGUAACUUUCUUCUGGCUACUUAUCGAUGUCAAGCAAAUACUACUAGGUUGGAACUAAAGAUUCGUUCCAUAGAAGGACAACAUGGAACACUACAAGCCUAUAUUACCCCACGUCUCCAACCUAAAACCUGCCAGGUCCAUCAGUAUCAGAUUAAACCACUCUCACUUCAUCAGAGGACACAUGCUAUUGAUCAUAACAGGCCAGUGAAUACACUGAUACUCACAGGACAGUUCAGCUUUGCAGAAGUUCAUUCCUGGGUUGUCUUCUGUCUGCCUGAAGUACCAGAUAAAGUUCCGGUUGGUGAUAACGUCACAUUUUACUUUCAGAACACAUUUCUGGAUACACAGUUGGAAUGCGCCUACAAAAAAGGUGAAGGAACGUUUAAAUCUGACAACAUCUCGACUAUUUCCAUCCUGAAAGAUAUAUUGACAAAAGAAGCUACAAAAAGAAAAAUCAAUCUCAACAUCUCAUAUGAUGUUAAUGAGGAAUCUAUAAACUACACGUUAAAAUUGAUCCAUCCCAAAUUGGAACAUCAGUUGCUCUUGGCCAAGAAAGUCCAGUUAAUUGAUGCUUUGAAGGAGCUGCAACUCUAUGAAGGGAAUGUGGAUUUCCUAAUACCUGAAUACCGUUGCAUUUUAGAGGAAGCUGAUAAUCUGCUGGAAGAGUAUAAGAAACAACCUGCUCAUUUGGAAAGAUUAUAUGGCAUGAUAACUGAUCUCUUCAUAGAUAAGUUCAAAUUCAAAGGCACCAAUGUGAAAACAAAGGUUCCCCUUUUGUUGGAGAUUUUAGAUAAUUAUGAUCCGAAAAGUCUUAUGGCUUUCUUUGAUUCAGCCUAAAGAAAGUACGCAAAGCCUGUUUAAAAAGCAAUGUAAUUUCCUAACCAGAGUGGUUUUAUAGUGAUCAAAUGUUAUGAUUUGAAGCAGUAGUGGAACAGACAUUGUCUUCUUGAUCAGAAAAAUUAUCAUGCUGUUAUAAAGUUAUUUAAAGGAUGAAUUUCUCUACAUUGGCCAUCUUGAUUUCAGCAGAUAAUCUGGAAAUCCUGGAUAUGUGGUUAAAAACAGUUUUAAUAUUAUUGCAUUAGAUUUCCAUGAAUAGUCCCUCAGCUUUUAGCAUGAGUGGGAGAACUGUUGUGAUAUGACCCCUCCAUAUACUGCAAAAUAAACAAGGUGGUGUAAUGUGUUGGAAAUAUUAGUGUGAGUCUGCACAUUUUUAAAAUGCUAGUUGAGAGAUAAUUUUAAAACAACUUUUUGUCUGGAAUUUUGAAACGACUGGGAAACAUCCCAUUCUUUUACGGUUAUCCAGAAUGGAAGAAUGCCCACAAAGCCCCUUUGCAACCUUCUACAACCACGUAUAUAUUCCACUGAUUCACAAACCUGAAUUUAGAUUCAGUGUCCACACAACAUUUGCUUAGCCUUUUGAGAAAUUGCCAUUCAAAGGCAAACAUCCAUUUUGAAAAUAGGCUGAGAAUGCAGUAAACCUGGAAUGAGAUGGCAGUUUUUCCACCUGAUUUCUUUAUUAAAUAUAAUUUUACUUGUAUUUAUAAUUUUAUAUUAAAGGAUAUAUGUCUUCGUUUGGUAAUAAUGGGUACUGCAUGAUUUUCAUAAUCUUUCUAAAUAGCAUUAUUGCUUGUACCUGUUGUCAUAAAAUACCUGGCAAUAGCCUAGAGACCCAU
Molecule: messenger RNA, 3217 nt
Organism: Chiloscyllium plagiosum (whitespotted bambooshark)
Lineage: Eukaryota; Metazoa; Chordata; Chondrichthyes; Orectolobiformes; Hemiscylliidae
Gene: bbs7
Product: Bardet-Biedl syndrome 7
Biological process (GO): intracellular transport; intracellular protein localization; non-motile cilium assembly
Cellular component (GO): membrane; ciliary basal body; BBSome
Molecular function (GO): protein binding
Source: RefSeq, a predicted model, not a curated record